AUGCAUCAAAUAAAUGAUUUCUCGUUGAAGCGACGCGCAGAUUUAGAUUUUGAUUUUCUUCUUAACGAGAAAAAUUUGGAAAUAAUUCGUUCGAAUGUGAAAUAUCGUAAAGGUGUCGGCAAUAUUGAUCGCCUUCAUCAACUUUGGAAACAAAUUGAAAAUUAUUCAAAUCGAAAAAUUUUAAACGAAAAUGAAUAUAGGAAUUUAUGGGAUGAAUUUUAUGAUGAAGCAUUACUUAUACCGAAUUUUUGCCAUCCGGAUGUUCCAGUUGGUGAUAUGUCAUUUGCUGAAACGAGAAAAACAUUCGGCAUUAAGCGUUGCGAUUCGAAAAAUUUAUUAACUGCUGAAAAAUUGGCUGGUUCAUGGCGAUCGGUGGUUUAUCCUCGUGUUGCAUCGGGUGAGAGAAGUUAUGCUUUUAUUGGUCCAUUGGCUUAUCUAGAAGAAGCUUUAUUGUCGUAUGCAUCAUCUGUUGUGCUAAAGAAUGGAUUUAAAUUGGUAACGGUUCCUGAUAUUGUUCCGCAAUAUGUAACUGCAGCAUGCGGAUUGCAAAAAAGAUCUGGAAAGGAUAUGCAGUACCACAUUGUGGACAGCACGGGAGAACUUUGUCUUUCGGGCACGGCAGAGAUGGGUAUAGGUGAUUUGAUAAAAGAUCAAACAUUUCGUGCGGAAGAUUUGCCUACGAAACUUUGUGCAAUAAGCCGUUGUUAUCGUCCAGAGAUAUCUCGUUCCGCAAGUGAAGCUCAUCUAUAUAGAGUUCACGAAUUCAACAAGAUGGAAAUGUUCAUAGUUUGUAAACCUGAUGAAAGCGACCGAAUGCUGGAAGAAAUUGUUGAGUUGCAAUGUUCGAUUUUUAGCGAAUUGGGACUUUUCUGCAGAUUGCUCAAUAUGCCAUCAGAAGAGCUUGGGGCUCCUGCUGCCCAAAAAUUCGACAUUGAGGCUUGGAUGCCUGGAAGGAAAUUAUUUGGAGAAAUUUCAAGUGCAUCAAAUUGUACUGAUUAUCAAGCACGACGCCUUAACAUUAAAUAUACUGACGAAAAUAAUCGUAGCCAUUUUGUUCAUACUUGUAAUGGAACUGCUAUGGCAACGAAUCGUAUAAUUAUUUCUAUUCUUGAAACCUUUCAAAACGUUUGACCUGAAAGGAUUACAUGA
Molecule: messenger RNA, 1149 nt
Organism: Dracunculus medinensis (Guinea worm)
Lineage: Eukaryota; Metazoa; Nematoda; Chromadorea; Rhabditida; Dracunculidae
Source: the annotation of a GenBank genome assembly